This is a messenger RNA of Symbiodinium sp. CCMP2592, 3387 nucleotides long. The record is from the annotation of a GenBank genome assembly. NCBI's taxonomy places the organism in Eukaryota, Dinophyceae, Suessiales, Symbiodiniaceae.
AUGGAGCAGAACGUCUCGAUUACAGGGGCUUUGCAGGAGGCUGCGGGCAUUGAUGAUCGAUCGGUCCUCUUCGUCCCACUCCUCUUUGCGGUAUAUCUGGGGACGGUUUGUCUCGGCACAGCAAUCGUGGCGGCCCACACAGCAAGGGCCAGAAAGGCGCGGAAAGCCCGAGAAGCCAGGGAAGAAGCCCAGCCGGUGGCCGCAACCGUGCUGGGCAAUCCCAGUCCCACAGAUGCAGACACGCUACUGAGCCCGCGCCCAGCGAGGACAGUGACAGGUACCCGGGUCUGGGCAUGUCUGAGCCGCCAAAGGGCGGUCCAGAUCUGCUUCUCUUGCACAUACCUGAUUUGCAUGAUUGCCACGGUGGUUAGUCUUGCAACAGGCACCUUGUCCAAGAGCACCGGCCUGCAUUGGGAGUGGUAUCUGGGACUUCUAAGCCUCGCAUGCUUCUGGCACUUGCUUCAGGCCCUGUGUCUGCCGAAGGAGAACGAAUAUGGCUCGAUGGCCUUCGCUGAGGCAACCCUUUCCGGCAUGGUCCCCUUCCUUUCGGACAACUUCGACACGCUGAAGGAUGUCAUGUUUGGAGGACUCUGCUGGCAGUCGGAGCGGCCUGCCGUCAAAGCCAUGGCCUGGCUCGCCUGGCUCUACAUCCCGGCGUUCCAUGCGGGUCUCCUGCGGAAGAAGAGGGUGCUAAACGAGCUGGCGGGACACGUCCUAUCGGUGUGGACCAUGGCGACGGAGACUGAAGCUGCCCAGAACCACGAGGCCGAGCGGCCCGACUCCAAGAAAGACGGCUGGUGCAGAAGGAUGUGGCACGACAAGCUGCUGCCCAUUCUGUACCGGCAGACGACUCCCACGAAGCAGCAGAUGCUGCUCGUGGAGAAUGCCCCGCAGGCGAUCAUGGCGGUAGUGUACACAGCAGCAGAAGGCGGAAGUAUGAUCGUGUCAAUCCUCAACAUCACGGUGCCGAUUCUGCAAGUGGUCGGAGGUUGGGCACUCUUCCCACGUCUGCGGGAAGCGGUGACGCCCUGGUUCGUCAAGAAGCUCAAUUCGUCCAUCAAGGAUGGAGAUGAUUUGACUUUGGGACGAAUGUGGAAGGAGGCGGACUUUCAACGUGCUCCCAAGCUCCUGGCUGAUGUCGCGAACGGCCUCUCCAUCUUCGAUGGCUUGCGCUUGAACUCGGAGGACCUGAGAGGGGAGCGGGGACCACGGCACAUCCAGCUCUUGAAGGAAAUCAUGACGCUGGCGACCUCCGCAGACACGCGACUUGCUCUGGAUGACCGGGGCCUGCGCGGCGAUGCGGUGGAGUUCAAGGCCGUGUGCAGCUUCCUGAAGAAGGCGGUCUUUGUGGAGAAGGUCGACCUUUCCAGGAACGACCUCGGAGCAGAGCAGGCUCAGGCCCUGGCUGCUAGCAUCACUACCAACGGCUCCAUCGUCGACUUGAAGCUGCAGGGAAAUUCGUUUGGAACCGCCGGUAUGCAGGAUCUCGCCAAAGAAGCCCUGCGCAUCCGAAGCCUCCGGCAUCUCAACGUCGCUGGGAGCAGCAUGGGCAUGGUUGGCUUCCAGGCUUUGGCUGAGACUCCUUUGGAGUCUCUGGACGUGGGCUCCAACAAGCUUGGGCUGGAAUGUGCUGAGGCGCUCACUGGAGCUCUGUGCAUUCGAAGACUUCGGCACUUCAACGCCGCUGGCAACGGCCUGGGUGCUGCCGGCUUCCAGGCCUUGGCAGAGGCUUUCGCUGGAAGUUCCCUGCUGGAGACUUUGGACGUGGGCUCCAACGAUCUCGGGCCGAACUGCACAGAGGCGCUGAAGAUGGUCCUGAGCAUCGCGACCCUGAAGGACUUCCGAGCCGACCAGAACGCCUUGGCGGGUGCACUCGCCGAGGCGGUCACUGCGUCCCGACGCAGAGACAUCCUCCGCCACCUGAGCGUGGCCGGCAACGACCUGGGCACAGCGGGCUUCCAGGCCUUGGCAGAGGCACUGGUCGAGGCAAAGACGCCCGUGGAGACGAUCGAUGUUGGCUCCAACGGAAUUGGGGAGGACGGCUCCGAGGCCUUGAAAAAGCUGUUGGGCACGACGACCCUCAAGGACUUCCGUGCUGCCCACAACGCCUUGGGGGAUGCGGGGGCGAAGGUCGUGGCAGAGUGCUUCGACUCUGAACGCUGUGCGAUCGAGCGACUGAGCCUCGCGGCCAGCGGCAUUGGCACGGAAGGAUUCGAGGCUCUGGGCUCCACUGAGAGACCUGCAGCUGUUCAGCUACACAUCUCCGGAAACCUGAUGAGCUUGGAAUGGAAGUGCCGGGUACAGGCUGCCGCAGACCUCAGUCGGUGCUUCCAGCUGAUGGACGUGGUGCUGGCACGCCAGGGUGAUGAGUCGACUGCUGCUGACGAAGCCCAGGAGGUGCAGCAGGCUCUCCGAGAUGGCCAAGCCGAGAUCUUUUGGCUAAGACGAGAGGGUUGCAAGGAGCUGGCGGCAGCCUUGCAGGGCCAGUCUCGGCUCCAGGUGUUACAUGUCGAGGGUGGUGAUGUCGAGGCCGUGUUGGAGGCCCUGGAGGGCCACGCCAUGCUGAAGAGCUUGGCACUCUUCAUGUGCAGAUUCGACACGAAGGCCCUCGGCCUCGCCCUGGAUGGAAAGUCUGGUCUUGAGGAGCUGGUCUUACCACACACCGAAAUGAAUCCAGAAAGCAUGAAGGCUCUGGCGCCUGCUCUCAAGGGCCUCGCCGCCCUGAAGGUCCUUGAUCUGGGCUACAACCGUCUCGGGGACGACGGGGCGAAGGCUAUGGCAGAGUCCUUCACGGGCAUGUCCUUGCUCGAGCAGUUGGACCUACAAGAUAACAAGAUCGGUUCACAGGGGGUUCAGGCUUUGGCGCCCGCUCUCAAGGGCCUCGCCACCCUGAAGUCCCUUGAUCUAGCCACCAACGAUCUCGGGGCCAACGGGGCGAAGGCUCUGGCGCCGGCUCUGAAGGGCCUCGCCGCCCUGAAGUUCCUUGAUCUGGGCUACAACCGUCUCGGGGACGACGGGGCGAAGGCUCUGGCGCCCGCUCUCAAGGGCCUGACCGCCCUGGAGGUCCUUAGACUCGGCUGCAACGAUCUCGGGGCCGACGGGGCGAAGGCUCUGACGGAGUCCUUCACGGGCAUGUCCUUGCUGGAGAUUUUGGACCUAUCUGGAAACGAGAUCCGUUUACAGGGUGCUCAGGCCCUGGCGCCCGCUCUCAAGGGCCUCGCCGCCCUUAUGGUCCUUGAUCUGAAUUACAACCAUAUCGGGGACGCCGGAAAGAAGGUUAUGAAGGUUGCGGUCAAAGACCGGCCCUUUCUGACAUUGCAGGCGGAGGACAGGAACCGACGCAGUCGACGACGCAGUGUCACCCCGAGUCGGUUUUUUUGGUCUUAG